This is a messenger RNA of Pocillopora verrucosa, 1688 nucleotides long. Lineage: Eukaryota; Metazoa; Cnidaria; Anthozoa; Scleractinia; Pocilloporidae. The record is from RefSeq and is a predicted model, not a curated record.
UCACACAUAUGACUUUCAUAUAUUCACAGUCGUUAAUUCAUCACUUCAGGAGUUUAUUACGAACCAACAUAAAAACCAGCUCCCAGUUGGCCUUUUAGCUGAGUUGGUAGAGCACUGAACAAAGGAGUUUUGAAUCCCAACUUUUAAAUUUACUUCUCGAGUCUGUGAAGAAAAUUUGUCAACGAACUGAAUCAUACCUCUUUGGUUCGGGCCUGAGAAACGAGUAUGUAUAACUGCUCGGUUACUAAGCAUUUCAAGAUGGCGGAUGGUACAGCAAGUUUACUUCUAUGAUUCAUAGUCAUGCCUGAAAAUGUGGUUCCAAACUUUGAAGACGAGGCAUUCCGUUCGUUCAUUUUCUACGGAAAAUAGUCAAGGGUUAGUGCUAGGACUGGAAUACACAGACCGGAAAACAGAAAUACAUGCUUUGAAGAAAGAAACACCACCUUUAUUACUGGAGGAAGGAGUAAGUACAGUAUUUGCAACGCAUGAAAAUGGAGGAAUGUCAUUGUUAGGGAUUUCUCAUUCCGGGAAAGGAAAGUCGUGCAUAGAGAUCAGAGCUUGGGAUGUCAUGAGCUCACUUGGAUUUACUGCAAAGGAGAUCCUGGUUCAAGACCUUCAGAGGAAUACAAUCAAUGAUGGCAAAUUUAAAGCUAUUAUCAGUCUUCCAGAGAGCUUAGGAACACACCUUUUUCUUAAGAUGGCAGUUCUGAACAACUUUGUAUCACUAGCUGUAUCAUCAGGAUUGAUAAUUUUAUGGCGAUGUAGAAAGGUGGAGAAUCAAGCAAUUAGCCUUGAGCUAGUUUCUAUGAUGACAUCAGCUACAAACAUUCAUGAUGUAGCACUGGUUUUUGAUGAAAAUAGCACAGAAAAAGGUCCCCCAUUGUUAGUAGUUGGUGAGUCAGGAGGCAUCAGGCUUUAUUCAGUCAUCCAACACACAGAUGUAACGUCUGAGGAUAGUGACAUGAAAUUUUCAAGCACACAUAUUCCUUUCCCUUCAUCGGAUGUUGGUAACACUGUGCAAGAAAUCCAGAGUGUAUUGCCAUACAGUUGUGUAUUGUCUGACAGCUCUGGUCGACUAUGGUACCUUCAUCCUCCCAAUCUGCAAGAGAUUCUGUUACCAAGCAGUCAAGGUGGCCAUGGUGUUUUUGCUGUCCAAAUGAAAGAAGGCCAAGCAGAAGGAUGGCUUGCAACCGUUGAUCAAGGCCAAACUGUUAACCUGUAUAAGAUGAGCGAUGUUAUAAAGAAAACAGAUGCAGGAGUGAUUACACAGCCUUGGCAUGUAGUUUUAUCACAGCACUCCAUUAGCACAAUUUCAUUCAUUGAAGACAAUGUACUUGCUGGUGGCUCAAAUUCUCUGAAAUCCAUGUCACUGUGGGUGGGAGUCGACCGUAUUGGGUCAACCAAAAAAACCGAAAGUGGCUAUACUUAAUCUACUGAUCCAUUAAAUUUGUAGGAUAUUUAGUUUUCUUGUACCAGCAGAUUUACUUCAUCACGCUUCAUUCAAGGUUGUUUAUCGUUUUACCAUGUCGUCAAGUGAAACAUUACGCACUGUUUUUCUUACAUAAUCCAUACAUACACCUUGUUUAAAUGUGGACAUAUUUACAUUUAGCUACAAGCUAAGUAGAGACAUUUCAUCAAAAUUGCUUUAUAUGUAUCAAGAAAUAUUAUUAAACAUCUACAUAUAUUCA